AUGGCGAUAGUACUCCGAAUUUUACUGAUCGGUCUUUCCUCCUUUCAGUCUUGUAUAGCCUUUAACAGGUCACAUAUAUUCAGAGAUGUCAUUGACGGUCUGGAUCCAGACAUUGCACCUUUCCAAUCCAUCAACACAAGCAUCGACGUCAUCAUAAUGCUUACUUUGUCUGAAAUAUCCGAAAUAAACGAGAGGCAAAAGACAAUGACUAUCUCAUACGGUAUCGGUUUGACGUGGCAGGACUAUCGACUGAAAUGGAAUGCCAGCUUAUAUCAAGGUAUUUCUUCUGUUCAGGUGAAGGCCAGUAAGAUUUGGACACCAUCUACCAUUUGCAUCUCUAAUGAAGUGAGGAAAGAGAAAUGUAUUGGAGCAAGGGAAGGCCAAGUUACCGCUCACUCUCAGGCUUAUGCCUCUUACAUUAAUUCCAUGGAAAACAAAGUGCACUUUCUACGAAGCAAACGAAAUGUGGGAAAUCCUCAAUGGUUCACACUUCAAAAAUAA
Saccostrea echinata is the source of this 501-nucleotide messenger RNA. Its product is annotated as acetylcholine receptor subunit gamma-like. Gene Ontology annotation, molecular function: extracellular ligand-gated monoatomic ion channel activity. The record is from RefSeq and is a predicted model, not a curated record. Gene Ontology annotation, biological process: monoatomic ion transport. Gene Ontology annotation, cellular component: membrane. The transcript has 2 exons. Lineage: Eukaryota; Metazoa; Mollusca; Bivalvia; Ostreida; Ostreidae. The coding region runs from base 1 to 501 and encodes 166 amino acids.